AUGUGCAAACUUUAAAUGAGAGUUGAAAGAAUCACGGAAGAAGCGGGACAAGUGAGUCAAAAUGUACCCGAGUUCCUCAGAGCCCCAGAGCCCGAGGCCGCGUGCAGCCAGGCCGCGGACACCUCCCCUUCCGUCUUCCGUCUGACGUCACAGGGCGCGGCCGACGCGGGUGUCCGGGCUCGGCGAGCUCUGGGAGCGCGCGAGUGCGCGCGGAGGUGGUUUGAAAAAAUGCAGCGGGAUUUAGUUAGUUUGCCGCUGUCCCCGGCCGUGCGAGUGAAGCUGGCGUCUGCAGGUUUCCAGACUGCUGAGGAACUCCUAGAGGUGAAACCCUCCGAGCUCAGCAAAGAAGUUGGAAUAUCUAAAGAGGAAGCCUUAGAAACUCUGCAAAUUAUAAGAAGAGAAUGUCUUACAAAUAAAACAAGUUAUUCUGUUACAGCUGAGUCAGGCAGGAAGUGUACAGCCCUGGAACUUCUUGAACAGGAGCAUACCCAGAACUUCAUAAUUACCUUCUGUUCAGCACUGGAUAAUAUUCUUGGGGGUGGAAUACCCUUAACCAAAACAACAGAAAUUUGUGGUGCACCAGGUGUUGGAAAAACACAACUAUGUUCUUCUCUUGACAGUAUGCAGCUGGCAAUAGAUGUGCAGAUACCAGAAUGUUUUGGAGGAGUGGAAGGUGAAGCAGUUUUUAUUGAUACAGAGGGGAGUUUUAUGGUUGAUAGAGUGGUAGACCUUGCUACUGCCUGCAUUCAGCACCUGCAGCUUAUAGCAGGAACACAUAUGGAAGAAGAGCACCCAAAGGCUUUGCAGGAUUUCACUCUUGAAAAUAUUCUUUCCCAUAUUUAUUAUUUUCGUUGUCGUGACUACACAGAACUACUGGCACAAGUUUAUCUGCUUUCAGACUUCCUUUCAGAACACUCAAAGGUUCGAUUAGUGAUAGUGGAUGGUAUCGCUUUUCCUUUUCGUCAUGACCUAGAUGACCUGUCCCUUCGUACUCGAUUAUUAAAUGGCCUAGCCCAGCAGAUGAUCAGCCUGGCAAACAACCACAGAUUAGCUGUAAUUUUAACCAAUCAGAUGACAACAAAGUUUGAUAGAAAUCAGGCCUUGCUGGUUCCUGCACUGGUUAUCCUGUUCUUUUUCCCUCAGGGGAAAGUUGGGGACAUGCUGCUACAAUACGGCUUAUCUUUCACUGGGACCAAAAGCAAAGCAGGUUGGCGACAUUGUACAAAUCACCAAGCCAGAAGGAAUCUACAGUACCAUUUCAGAUCACACCCCAGGGAUUUAGAGAUGCUGUUGUUGCUACUGCAUAUUCAUUGCAAACAGAAGGUUCAUUGAAUUCCCGGAAGCGAUCACGGGACUCAGAGGAAGAACAGGAAUCCAAAGACUAGUCUCAAAGUAUACAUGUGUAUUGAUGCUUUGAAAGAUGCAAUGUUUACAAGUAGUAGACUCUUACUUUAGAGUAUAAACACGCUAUGGUGUGAAUGAAUUAGGUCUAUAUAUUAAGUGAAUGGUGAAUGAACAAAUCAGGUCUAUACUAAGUGAAACUACUUAACAAAUAUGAUUCUCUGAAAGAGUUCUUCUAAAUUAAGCAUUGUUCUAUAGUUAUAUGUGACCCUGUUUUCAUUGUUAAUAACAUUGAGUAGAGGUAUUACAGGUAUUGUGUUUUGCAAAUGUGGAAAGCUGAUCUCAUGUGGCUAAUCUGAAUUUAUUAUUCAGACUGUUUUUUUCCCUUGUUUCUUUGCCAGUUGCCUAGACAUUUCUAGGAAGAAAAGAUUUUUUUCACACUACCGUUGUGCUCUUCUCUUUAAAUGUAGCUUUGAUAACUCUUAAAAAUGACCUAUUUCUAUAAAGAAAAGCCAGCACCAUGAGUCAGCAUAUUAUUACAUUCAGUUGAUGGGUAGGAUACAAAUUUUAGAUGACCACUCUGAUUUUAGUGACCUCAAUCCUAAAAUUGAAGUCAUUGGUUCAUUUUUUAAUGUUAUUUUAUAAUGUUAAAGGAAAGACUUAGAAGUUGUUAUCCCAUCUAGAACAUUGACUGGAACCUACAUCUUCCAGUAUAUUCAGGUUGAUAAGCUCACAGUCAUUUAUUUCUGUAUUUUUGAAACAUGAUGUGAUCCAGUUCUAGGUGUAUUGACAUUUUCCUUUGAAUAAUCUUAACACUGCUUGAAUAAAUUAAAAAUCUGAAUUCUUGAGUGGUUUCAAAAUCUAAAAAUGUUUUGGUACCUGGUUUCUCUUAGUACUUCUUAAUUCAUUUACAAGAUUUACUUUGACUCCUAGAGAAGAAAAUUAUUUAAGUGAUUGAAUAUUAUAUAAUGUGACAACCAUAUUUUCCAGAUUUUAGUGACAGUUGGUAUUUCCUGUCCCAGACUGAACACUAAAUUCAUAAAAUUUUAAACAUGUAAUUAUUCUGUAAUUGAUUAUACACAAUCUUAACUAUAGUUUGCAAAGACUUUUUAAAAAGCAAAAGAAGGCUCUGCUAGCCAUUAUACCAGGACAUAAAUCAGGGCUAUCCCAGGAAAAUCAGGUUUAUGGGCAUCCUAAUUAUCUAAGACUAAUUUCAAUUGAUUACUUUAGGAUAACCAAGUGUAGCUAUCUUAUUUUGGAGUACUUUAAGGCAUAUAUUUUUAUUAUAAUUAAUGCAGUCAUUGUAAAAAUUUACUUGUCAUUUUGUAUUCUGUCUAUUCAAAUCAUAACAUUAGGAGAGUAAGGGGGUUGUUAAGUGAUAAUUAUCAGUGUUACCAGGCAUCGGAUACUAUAAGAGCUCAUUUUAUAAAGCAUUAUGACACUGUACUUUAAAAGAACUGUAGGACUCUGAAUAUAGACAAAGCCAAGUGUAUUUCUUUUGUUUGCAACUUUUUAAAUAAAAUUUACAUAUCAUAGCUUUUCAAAA
Molecule: messenger RNA, 2887 nt
Organism: Bubalus bubalis (water buffalo)
Lineage: Eukaryota; Metazoa; Chordata; Mammalia; Artiodactyla; Bovidae
Gene: RAD51C
Product: RAD51 paralog C
Exons: 9
Coding region: 16-1332 (438 amino acids)
Biological process (GO): reciprocal meiotic recombination; DNA repair; meiotic DNA recombinase assembly
Cellular component (GO): Rad51B-Rad51C-Rad51D-XRCC2 complex; replication fork; Rad51C-XRCC3 complex
Molecular function (GO): ATP binding; crossover junction DNA endonuclease activity; ATP-dependent DNA damage sensor activity
Source: RefSeq, a predicted model, not a curated record